AUGGGCUCUAUCACUUUAUUCACAUUUGUGUCCGCGGCUUUCAUUAGUGGAUUUGCCGCUGCACAGCCAACCCGUGCAAUCAAUUCGGAUUUUGCCGACCCCUGUGUCAUCCAGGUCGGCGAUGGCUAUUACGCCUUUGCUACUGCCGGCAACGGAGUGAAUGUCCAAGUUGCAUCAUCCUCUGAUUUCUCAACGUGGGAUCUUCUAUCCGGUACAGAUGCCAUGCCUGGUCCAUUUCCCUCCUGGGUGGCUAGCUCUCCGGCAAUCUGGGCCCCCGAUGUGAAUCAAAGAGAUGACGGAACUUUUGUCAUGUAUUUCUCUGCUGCUACAAGCCAAGAUAGUAGCAAGCAUUGUGUCGGGGCUGCUACCUCCUCAAGCAUUACCGGUCCUUAUACCCCGGAGAAUGAUCCAUUGGCCUGCCCUCUCGACCAGGGAGGCGCAAUUGAUGCCGAUGGGUACAAGGAUGGAGACACUUAUUACGUGGUCUACAAAAUUGACGGAAACAGCCUCGAUGGUGAUGGCACUACUCAUGCUACACCCAUUAUGCUUCAGGGUCUUAACUCUGAUGCCGUGACGCCAAACGGUGAUGCCACACAGCUCCUUGACCGCGACAGCAAUGACGGUCCCUUGAUUGAGGCCCCUAGCCUUGCAAAUGUUGGAGGAACUUACUACCUCAGCUUCUCUUCCAACAUGUACAACACGCUCAACUACGAUGUGAGUUAUGCGACCGCGUCCGCAAUCGCGGGACCCUAUACCAAGGCUCAGGCCCCCGGCGCUCCUCUUCUCGUCUCUGGGGACGCAAGUGACGCUGGUAAUCUGGGUGGCCCUGGUGGCGCUGAUUUCAAUGCCGAUGGUUCGAAGAUUGUGUUCCAUGCCUUCGAGAAUGGCCAGAACCUGGACAACGGACGUGCAAUGUAUGUCGCCGAUAUUAGCGCUUCGAAUAACGUGCUUAGCGUGGGUUGA
Molecule: messenger RNA, 963 nt
Organism: Penicillium atrosanguineum
Lineage: Eukaryota; Fungi; Ascomycota; Eurotiomycetes; Eurotiales; Aspergillaceae
Product: glycoside hydrolase family 43 protein
Exons: 2
Coding region: 1-963 (320 amino acids)
Biological process (GO): carbohydrate metabolic process
Molecular function (GO): hydrolase activity, hydrolyzing O-glycosyl compounds
Source: RefSeq, a predicted model, not a curated record